UCUUGGUGGCGCUAUUCACUGUGGGAUGUAAACAUUGCAUGUUGAACUGUUGUGUUGAAGUUGCGUACACGUGGAAUGAGUACGCCUCCUGCCCAAACGCAACAUUCGACGACGGCAAAGUUUUAGUACAACACGUCCAUGUGGUAAUAUGGAUAAGUGUGAUCUGAAGUUUACUCCCCCAGUAUGUGUGCAACGGUACAUUGCAAUGAAAAACAUGGUCAAGAAAUUACAACCCCAAAAGGUUCUUGACAUGGGUUGCGGGGAGUGCAGCUUGCUGAGGCAGCUCAAGCAGGAGCAGUGUCUGGAACAGCUCACUGGAGUCGAUAUUGACGCAGACAUCCUACAAUCUCACAAAUACCUUGCCAAACCUCUCAUGUGCGAGUACCUGCAUCCCCGCUCCCAUCCGUUUACUGUCAGCCUGUACGAAGGAUCCAUCAGCAAGAAGGACCACAGGAUGCUGGGAUAUGACCUAGCCCUCUGCGUAGAAAUUGUUGAGCAUUUGUAUCCAGACACCUUAGCUGCACUCCCGGAGGUCUUGUUCGGAUACAUGCGGCCGCGGACCGUAGUCUUUACCACACCCAACGCUGACUUCAACGUCCUGUUUCCAGAUUUUCAAGGUUUCCGACAUCCAGAUCACAAGUUUGAAUGGAGCAGGGAGGAAUUCCAGUCAUGGGGCAAUAAAGUUGCCAGUGACUAUGGUUACACUGUGACCUAUGAGGGCAUUGGGGCCGGACCCCCAGGCACGGAGCACCUAGGCUGCUGUACACAGAUGGCGGUCUUUACUUGCAUGGCAUCACCACAAGAGGGCAGCAGACAGCUUGACUGCAGUAGCCCUCAAACACCAUAUAACCUGGUCUGUGAAGUCAAAUACCCACACCGUGUGAUCACCACGACAACUGAAGAGCAAAUCUUGAAUGAGGCCAUGUUCUACCUCAAGAGGUUUUGGCACACUGCUGGGCAGAGUUACUCGGAGAGAGAGGAGGAUGGUGAAGAUCAUGUGACCAGGACAGGUGAUGCAGGAACGACAGAGGAUAUUGAGGGGGCUGAGGAGCAGGAGAAUGGUACAGAUCAUGUGACAAGGUCAGGUGAUGCAGGAACAACACAGAAGGUUGAGGAGCAGGAGGACAGUACAGAUCAUGUGACUAGGUCAGGUGAUGCAGGAACAACCCAGAAGGUUGAGGAGCAGGAGGACAGUACAGAUCAUGUGACUAGGUCAGGUGAUGCAGGAACGACAGAGGAGGUUGAGGAGGCAGAGGAGCAGGACAGUACAGAUCAUGUGACUAGGUCAGGUGAUGCAGGAACAAUACAGAAGGUUGAGGAGCAGGACAGUACAGAUCAUGUGACUAGGUCAGGUGAUUCAGGAAGGACACAGGAGGUUGAGGAGGCAGAGGAGCAGGACAGUAUAAAUCAUGUGAUUAGGUCAGGUGAUGUAGGAACGGCAGAGGAGGUUGAGGAGGCAGAGGAGCAGGACAGUACAGAUCAUGUGACUAGGUCAGGUGAUACAAGAAGGACAGAGAAGGUUGAGGAGGCAGAGGAGCAGGACAGUACAGAUCAUGUGACUAGGUCAGGUGAUUCAGGAGCGACAGAGGAGGUUGAGGAGGCAGAGGCACAGGACAGUAUAAAUCAUGUGACUAGGUCAGGUGAUGCAGGAACGGCAGAGGAGCAGGAGGAGCUGGAGAGGAGGACAUUAUCCGUUUCCUUGGAGACACUGAUGAAACUUUCUGCCCUGAGGAGAGUCUGCCCCAGCAUGGAGAAACUCAGGGAAGUUCUUGCCUCUUGCGAUUCUUUUUCCAUCUCUGAUGACGGGAAAUCUGUCCUGUACUCCAUGGAAGAAAGUUCAUCCGACAGCGACAACCAAUCAGAUGAUAGCAAUACAAGCGAGGACGAAGGCCAGGACAAUGAAAGAUUGGACUCAAAUAAGAACGAUGCAUUGUCAUGGCAACAGGAAGAAGAAAGUUGGGACUGGUGACAAACCACAGAGCUAGGUUAAUUAGCCUGAUUAACGAAUUGGAAUGAAGUUACCCUUUCAGUUUUUGUUCCUCAUGCACCAGAGAACCAUCCAUACCAAAUUUCAUGACUUUUGAGGUAUUGUUUAAGUUGCAACUACAAACAUGUCUGGUCAAUAAUUAUUUACACACUGGAUUGCUAAAGGAGGGGACUAAACUAAAUACUUGCAACAGUGAACUUGGAGCGUGCACGGCAGAAACAAUAUAGCCCCUGUGGGUUGUGAAUGAGCCAUUUUUGAGUCUUUCUACAGUUCGCAUUUCCCUCCAGGUUUAUUAUUCACAAUAUUUGUUAUUUUAAAGUCUCAUGCGUAAUAUCUGUCAGUUGUAAAAAGCCUUCUUUUUUUUAAAUGAAAAUAAUUUGAACUUUUAAGUUUCAUGUGGGUGACUUGCCUUGGAGAGAACUUUGACGUGAAGUAAUGACAACUCUAAAUACGGUGCCAAAAACUCUUGCCAUUGUACCUUUGAGGUAUUUUGUAAGUUGAAACUAAAGCCAAGUCUAGUCAAUAACAAUGUCAAAAUAACACAUUAGUCCGUAGUUCUCUUUUGUUCAUGUAACAAUAUUUAUUUUUAUUCAACGUUUCCAUAUUUGACUGUAUUUACAACCUAAAUUGCUGACCACUAUUUCCCGUUGUACCUGGCCAAACGCUUCAGCGUCGGCCGAGAGUACUAAUAAUUAAAUACAGUGAAAAUAAUUACAGAAUUAUAUUAAAUUAAUCAUCAAGUUUAGUUAUAA
This is a messenger RNA of Patiria miniata (bat star), 2739 nucleotides long. RefSeq names its product dentin sialophosphoprotein-like (gene henmt1). Bases 149 to 1969 code for a protein of 606 amino acids. The record is from RefSeq and is a predicted model, not a curated record. Gene Ontology annotation, molecular function: O-methyltransferase activity; RNA methyltransferase activity. Lineage: Eukaryota; Metazoa; Echinodermata; Asteroidea; Valvatida; Asterinidae. The transcript has 8 exons. Gene Ontology annotation, cellular component: cytoplasm; nucleus. Gene Ontology annotation, biological process: piRNA processing; RNA methylation; siRNA processing.